Molecule: messenger RNA, 361 nt
Organism: Sphaeroforma arctica JP610
Lineage: Eukaryota; Ichthyosporea; Ichthyophonida
Exons: 1
Coding region: 8-190 (60 amino acids)
Source: RefSeq, a predicted model, not a curated record
AAAUAUAAUGACUUCGAAGGAUGGAUUGGGAGAGAAAACUGGAGACCUCGAUCAAGAGGAUGGGGUGACAGUGGUAGAUGCGGAUACCGACUCGAUCGCAAGUAAAAUGAAUGACUCGGUGACGAAAACCACGCCUAUAGAUAAGCAGCCUAUGUCUAUCCAUGAUCCAGGUUUUGGUAAGACUAUUUGAUAAGAGCAUCAUGAUGGUCAGAUUCAAUUGUAAUGCGCUCUGGUGCUCGAUGCAAAGAAUAGAAUAUCGAGCAUUUGCAACUGGUCGGGAUUCUUGGUACACAACUAUGUACCUUAGAUCGAAAGGAUAAGUAGCAGACACAAAAUAUUGUAGAUAAAGUUUCAAAAAGAC